AUGGCAUCAACUAUUGGAAAACUGAUUCCCCUCGUUAUUGCGAUUCUCUUCGUAUCUGCCGUCGCGUGGGUUCUAUACCAAGUUUAUGAGUCGGCAACCAAAAUACGCGACACAGCAUCGGAGCGCAUGGGCAAGAAGAACGUCGUCUUCACCAAGGACGGCGUGCGAGUAGGUGUAAAGCAUGUACAGAAUGAGAAAUAUGUCGAUAAGACCCAGAGCUGGGUUGUAAAGGCUUGGAAUCUUGGCCAGCAAAAGCCAAACGAGGAAACGUAA
This is a messenger RNA of Pochonia chlamydosporia 170, 273 nucleotides long. RefSeq lists its product as hypothetical. Bases 1 to 273 code for a protein of 90 amino acids. The transcript is spliced from 2 exons. NCBI's taxonomy places the organism in Eukaryota, Fungi, Ascomycota, Sordariomycetes, Hypocreales, Clavicipitaceae. The record is from RefSeq and is a predicted model, not a curated record.